Molecule: messenger RNA, 1107 nt
Organism: Rhagoletis zephyria (snowberry fruit fly)
Lineage: Eukaryota; Metazoa; Arthropoda; Insecta; Diptera; Tephritidae
Gene: Wdfy2
Product: WD repeat and FYVE domain containing 2
Cellular component (GO): early endosome
Molecular function (GO): protein binding
Source: RefSeq, a predicted model, not a curated record
GCUGUCAAUAAUUAUCUAACCUUGUAUUAUUGAAUCAUGUUCCAUUCCUAGUGUAAAUGUGAGCUUUUGAAAAUGGCUGCUGAAAUAAAACCAGCCCAACGGAACGGCCAUGAACGAUUUAGUUCCAUAAGGAAGUUAGAGUUGGUUAAUAAAUUGGAGGGAAGUUGUGAUGAUAUUAAUGCGGCAAUUUUCAUCCCUGGCGAGAAUGGUGUGAUAAGUGUAUCCGAUGACAAAACCAUACGCGUGUGGCUGAAGAGGGACUCUGGUCAAUACUGGCCCAGCAUAUGUCAAUAUAUGCCCUCAGGUUGUUCUUGCAUCUGUUAUAAUGAAAAUGCAAGGCAAUUAUAUGUUGGCCAGGACAAUGGCACAGUUACGCAGUACUUUUUUUCCGAUGACUGCAACAGGCUCUCAUUUGUUCGAGAUUUUUUAGCACAUCAAGGUCGAGUAAUGGGAAUUGUAGUUGCCAACACGCUUCAAUGGGUGCUUUCAUGUGGAAAGGACAAACUCUUCGCUUUUUAUUCAACGGAAACUGGGAACCGAUUGGGUAGUUUUAGCUUUGAGACACCUUGUACUUCAUUACAAUUUGAUACUAUGGCAAAAUAUGCUUUUGUGGGUGACAAUAGCGGACUAAUUACAAUGUUAAGGUGUGACACGCCAAAUGUUCAAUUUGUCAACACAUUCAAAGGACAUACAACAAGCAUUCGAUGUUUAAAAUGGGUCGAAGAACAUCAGUUGCUUUUUAGCGGAUCUUGUGAUCAAACGGUUUUUGUUUGGGAUGUUGGUGGUAAACGUGGCACUAUCUAUGAGUUGCAGGGGCACAAUAAUAAGGUUUCUUCGCUUGCUUAUGCCAAUAGCACCCAACAGCUGUUGAGUGGCGGAGAAGACUCUGUUGUUGUCUUGUGGAAGAUGAACGCCAUGCGAAAAGAAGUCCCUGGAUGGGUGGAUAAUAGCAGUUGCCAGCUAUGUCAACGUCCUUUUUUUUGGAAUUUCCGUGCAAUGGUGGACCAAAAACAAAUUGGUAAUUAUUCCAUUUCUUCCUGCAGGUAAAGUACUAUUGACAUUUGUACACAAGCGAAACAAAAAAUAAAUAAAAUAAAAAAAGCUUAA